ACGAAAAAGGGCGCAGGCUGAGAUCUCGACCCGAGGAAAGAGACGACAAAUCGAAGCUGAGCCGGAGUCCGGCCUUGAUGAUGACCAUCUUUUGGAGGGGGACGAGGAGGCCGAGGAAUUUGGUGGAAUAGGAAGCGAGGAUGAUGAUGCAGAGAACGGACGGGAGCUUAGAAAUGACGAGGACGAGGACGAUGAGGAAGAGGAUGAGGAAGACCAGGCGGCAGGCGUGAACGAAGCUGGGGCACCCAGCAGCUCGUCAGAACAUAAGAAAGGAGGAAAGCCAGUAAAAAUCACAGGCAGCGAACUGAGAAACGCCCAAGAAGCGCGGAAUCUGUUCAUGUCGAGUAGCUUCAAGCUGCAGAUCGACGCACUCCUGCCAAACGUCCGACCAAAAUCAUCCCGCAUACCCCCUCUCGACCGCUUUCUCUUCGCCCUCCACUCCGUGCUCACAUCCCUCUCCUCACGAGAAGCGCAACAUCCUCUCGAAGCUGCUCACAAAUUACAAGACAAGAGUAUAUCAGUGCCCUACCCUGACCCCCGACCGACGAAGGAGACGAAUUGGAAGGUUGGCUUCGAAAAGCCGUACGAUGUGAAUGUGGUCGGCAGCUGGGCGAACAAGUGUAGCGUGAAAGGUCAGGAUGGGACGAAGUUCCGUGUUGACUUGGCUGUGGAGAUGCCUGCGGCCCUUUUCCAAGAAAAGGAUUACUUGAAUGGCAGAUUCUUCCACAAAAAAGCCUAUUAUCUGGCCUGUCUCGCAGACGCUGUAGUGGACAAGCAGAGCGGCCUGAAUGCCACUGUAGAGUACCGCUCGGUAUCUGGAGACCCUCGGCUGACCACACUCCUCGUGCGCUCGCCACAAGGCUCGGUAUCAGACAAGUCCGAGACAGACUUCACCCCCCUGAACGCCGAAAUACAGAUUAUCCCCACCCUGCCCAACCCCCCGCCCUUCCCUCUCCACCGCCUCUCCCCCACCCAAUGCAACCUCCGUCUCUCCUCCGAGUCGCAGACCCCGACGCCCCUCUACAACACCGCCCUCCUCCUGUCCUGCACGCCCAAGGCGCACCUGCUCGCAGUGCACAAGCUCAAGGCGGACGUGCCCGCGUUCGCGGACGCGCUCACGCUGCUGCGCGUGUGGGCGAACCAGCGCGGGUACGGCGAGGGGAGCAGGCUGUGCGUGCGGGGGUUCGAGGGGCGCGGCGCGUGGUGGACGGGCGUGCUGGAGCUAUUGGUGAGGGGCGAGGAGGGGGCGGGUGGGAAAGGGGGAGCUGCGGUGGGGAAGAGGAAGCCAGUUGGGAAAGGCUUGAGUUCGUACCAGAUGUUCAGGGCUGCGCUCGAUUUUCUGGCCAAGCACGACUUCGAAGAUGAAGCGGUUGUUGUGAAGACGAAUGGAGGGCAUCGAUAUCCAGCAGACGAAUAUAAAUCAUCUCAUGAUGCCGUAUUCGUGGAUUCCGUAUCCUUGGUCAACCUGUUGGCAGGCGUCCCUUUGUCAUCGUUGGACAUGCUCAAGCAUGAUGCUCAACUGACGCUAGACAUCCUGGGUAACUCCGCUGCCGUGAAUGAUGCAUUCAAUGAGACGUUCCUCAAGGAUCAGCGCAGCGUUCCCAGCCGGUUCGAUGCAUUCAUCAGUGUUGAUAUCGCUUCUGCCAAGCUCGAUAACAUCUCCAGCAUCACAGUAGCCGACCAAGGCUUAAGGGUGACCGCUAUCCUAAACUCUCUAGCAUCGGUACUUCGUCGGGGGUUGGGUAACCGCGCGAAAGCUGUCGCCAUCUUGCACCCUACCUCGACGCCCCGGUCCGUCUCCGAGAGCCAUCCGUCCUCUCCUCACACCGUCUGCAUAGGCAUAAUAUACAACACGGAACACGCCUUCAGGCUCGUAGAGCACGGCCCCGCGGUAGACGAUCCGGAUACUAGCUUUGCUGCGUUCUGGGGCGACAAGGCCGAGCUCCGGCGGUUCAAGGACGGCAGCAUCACGCAGAGUGUCGUCUGGGACGUGCAGAAUUCGGACGAACGCGCGCGGAUACCUGUCAGGAUCGUGGAGUACUUGCUGGAUCGGCACUUUAGUGUCUCGACGAAGGCGGUGAAGACAUGGCAGGCUCGCUUCGACUCGAUUUUGCGACUGCCGGAGUCGAUUUCGUCUAUGAUUCAGCAACAGGGCGCCACUGGCGGUUUCAAGAAUGCCUUGGCUGCCUUUGACGGGCUGCUGAGGGCCCUAAAGUCGUCGGAAGAAUUACCGCUAUCCAUCCUCAAUGUUCACCCAGUCUCGGAGUAUCUGCGCUAUACAAGCGUCUUCAGCCCUCUUCCCGUACCCCCCGAGCUCUCUUCCGUCUUGCCAAAAUGCGCUCGUUACGUACCCGUCUUCGAGGUGAUACUGGAAUUCGAAAAGUCAGGCCGGUGGCCCGACGACCUGCGCGCGAUACAGAAGAUCAAGCUCGCGUUCUUCGAGCGCAUCGCCGCGGCGCUCAUGAACCACGGCGGGUUCCGCCGAGCCGUCGUCGUGCUGGGUGACGGAGUCUGCACGUCUGAAAUCCAGGACCAGGCGAGGCUGGAGAUCGUGACCGACCAGGGCUGGGUGUUCUCCGCGCGAAUAUGGCACGACAGGGAGGCGAUUUUGCUGGAUAGGAUUAUCAAUGACAAGUCUCAUAUAUCAAAGGCAGUGAGGAAGACGGCUGAGGGUCAGUCUAAGGACAGACAGCUGGCGUUGGAGGCCCGCGAGGUUUACCUUCGGCGCUUUAUCCAUGCGCCCAAGCACCAUCGAGCCAUUGCUAAUAUGUCUCACCGGUUCUCAGCUUAUGCUGGGACUGCGAGGCUGGUGAAGCGAUGGCUGUCGUCGCAUUGGCUGCUGCAUGGGCAUAUCAGCGAAGAAGUCGUGGAGAUAAUUUGCGCGAGCGUCUUCCUCGGCGGUCGGCAAUACGGCGACGGGCCUUCGGUGCCAGGUAGCAAAGAACGGGGAUUCGCACGAGUGGUCGAGUUCUUGAAGGACUGGAAGAUCGAAGAAGGUCUUUUUGUCCCUCUGUACGCCGCCGGUGCUGGUGAACAAGCCAGCCCAGAGGAGGGUGCCAAUCAUAUCGGCGUGCUCGACAAGACUGGUGCCUGGAGUGUAAGGACGGAGGAAGACCCAGAAGGGCGAAUGUGGACCUCGCAUGGCCCUGAUAGCGUGGUGGCUCUGAGAGUCAAGGCUCUUGCCAAGGCUACGUGGAAUCUCCUGCAGAGUAUGGAGUCUCGGAGAUUAGACGUCAAAACUCUGUUCCUACAUCCGACGGAUGACUACGAUUUUCUGGUGAAGCUCGACGCCAGUGUCUUGCCGAGAUACCAUCAGAAUAUCUCAGCUGAUCCAAAGACCUGGAGCAGGGGCUCUGGGUAUGCCAAUCUGCAGCCGAGAGACGAGGAACCAUCUCGGCCUGGAAGGGAUCCAGCCCAGUUACUCUUUGAUGACCUUCAGAGAGUAUAUCAGGAUUCUUUCAAGGUGUUCUACGACUGCUACGGGGGGAACACCUUCGGUGCAGUCUGGGAUCCAUCUGUCAAGAAACGGAGACCCUUCAGGGUGAUGGGCGGUUUCUCAAGUAUUCCUGUCAAGAAGGAGGAGAAGUCCAAGGAAAAGGGCACGGUUACCCUGAACGAGUCCGCUAUUUUGAGUGAAAUCACAAGAAUAGGCGCCGGUCUGGUCAAUGAUGUAGUCGUGCAAUCUUCAUGA
Gloeophyllum trabeum ATCC 11539 is the source of this 3691-nucleotide messenger RNA. Its product is annotated as Nrap protein. The coding region runs from base 338 to 3691 and encodes 1117 amino acids. Lineage: Eukaryota; Fungi; Basidiomycota; Agaricomycetes; Gloeophyllales; Gloeophyllaceae. Gene Ontology annotation, cellular component: CURI complex; small-subunit processome; UTP-C complex. Gene Ontology annotation, biological process: tRNA export from nucleus; rRNA processing. The transcript has 12 exons. The record is from RefSeq and is a predicted model, not a curated record.